CUAGGCAUUAAAUUUCUAAGUUUGCAUUAUAAGCGCGACAAUAAAAUCAAAUUCGUUUUAAAUAAAUUACAACCUAAAGUCAAUCGUAAAAUGAACGUGAGUGUAAAGAAAUUUCUCAUUGCUGCAUUCGUGGCUUUCUAUUUAUGUUGUGAAAGUUCAGCAGCAGCGAUUGGAGCGGAAGAAGUACAAACUGGAGGAGAAGCAACGAUAGAAGGAGAAGAAUUAGCAGUAACUGGAGGAGAGGCAACGAUUGAAGGAGCAGAACCAGCAGUAAUUGGAGGAGAAGCAACAGGAGAGGGAACGCCAGAAUCUGAAGCAGAAACACCACUUGCAGCCGAAGCCGCCAUCUUCAAAUGUGGUAAUUUGGAUUAUCCAAAUGGAAUUGUCUGUGAGAUAAAAGAAAUUCCGAGCGACGAUGAAAAGACAAUUACGAAAACUACUAGAUGCUUAGAUGCUGAUGGCAAUGUUUUGGGUGAAGAAACCACAACUGAGGAUGUAGCGGAAGGCGAAAUUCCGUUUAUGAGCUUCAGCAAGAAGGUAGUAAAGACAGGUAAAAAUGGCGCGUUCUUUGGCAGUAGCUUCGCAGGAUCGUAUAGUCACGGAAAUGUUGGACCGAUUUUGCAUGGAAAUGCAGGAGAGGAUGUGGAGGAAAGUUUUACUGAUUUCGAUUUUGGCGGUGAAAAGGGCAACAUUGGAUCUGUUUUUGAUGACAUAAUGUCGGCACAACGUAGAAUAAUUACGAGUACCACACAAGGUAUAAGCGACAUGAUGAAAACAAUAUUUGGAAAACGUUGGUGGUAAAUUGUUUACUUGGAAAAGAUGUUUUUUCAUACAGUGACUCGAUGUCAACAUCAUCAGGUUUUUCAAUGAUUGUUUUAUGUCUUGUUUUGUGUAAAGAGUAAUAAAACUGAUGAUAAAGCUUACGGAU
Molecule: messenger RNA, 928 nt
Organism: Bradysia coprophila
Lineage: Eukaryota; Metazoa; Arthropoda; Insecta; Diptera; Sciaridae
Source: RefSeq, a predicted model, not a curated record